CCGCCCAUGAUGCCACGACAGGGCGGAAGUGUCGUCAGUGCGCAUGUUCGGUCCGGGAGGGCCAAACGUUUCUACGACGAGUCGCCCACACAACUUUACACCAUUCGUUAACCAAGAAGCGGCAACUUAUUAGGAGCGUUAUCUUAAUAUCUCGUCUUUUGUAUCCUCUUUCAAACUAUCGCACUGUGGAAAUACCGAGUAUCGCUACUCAACACAUAUUUAUGUGACGAGUUUCCCCUCGCCGAUUGUGGUUUUGAAAUGGCUUUGUAACCCAUCUGGUUUUAUUAAAUCCUUGGAAAGUGGGCUGCUGACUCACCCUAUCAUGGGCCCCCUCACAACUCCUAAAAAAGGAAGAGAAGCACGAUCCGUUGAUCCAUGGACACCCACCUCCAACCUCAAAAUGCUCAUUAGUGCUGCUAGUCCGGAUAUCAGGAACCGUGAGAAGGAGCUAUGUCCGGACAUCAAACUGCAACAAGUUCUUGAUUCUACACCGGACGUUGGAGAUGGAGAUGAGUCUGAGAGACUGAUCAGCAGAAAAGAAAAGAGUCUGGGUUUACUUUGUCGUAAGUUUCUCGCCCGCUACCCAGAUUUCCCGGACCCGACUCACACCAAUGACAUCUGCCUGGAUGAUGUAGCCACCGAACUGAGUGUGGAACGCCGUCGCAUUUAUGAUAUCAUGAAUGUGCUGGAGAGCUUGCACAUGGUGAGCCGUUCUGCGAAGAACCGCUACAUGUGGCACGGAAGAACCAAACUGGCCCAGACACUGGCCGUCCUGAAGCAGGUGGGUGAGGAGCAAAAGUACGGCCAGCAGGUGCUGCAGAUACGACAGCGCUUAGUGGAUACGGAGUUUGAUUUCGACGGCGAGGAGAAAGAGAACAACGAGGUGGUAGACUCGGUGAGGAGCGAGAUCGGCCAAAAGGAGCUCUUCUUUGUUGAACUUCCAGGAGUCGAGUUCAAAGCAGCCUCUGUUAACAGUCGGAAGGACAAAUCUCUGAGAGUAAUGAGCCAGAAGUUUGUCAUGCUCUUCCUGGUCUCUGAUCCUCCUGUGGUCAGUCUGGAUGUAGCUGCUAAAAUCCUGAUCGGAGAGGACCAGGGUGCAGAUCAGGAUAAGAAUAAAUUCAAGACUAAAGUGCGACGACUUUAUGACAUCGCUAAUGUGCUGCGGAGCCUGAAGCUUAUUGAAAAGGUCCAUGUAACAGAAAAGAGGGGGAGGAAACCGGCAUUUGAAUGGAUCGGCCCAAAUGACCUCCCUAAAGUGAAAGAUGUGGCAAGCCCCACUUCCGCGUGUCCACACAAGACAACAAAUGUGCUUGAGUCCCGCUCCACUGUAGACAACUGCACCAAGAACCUCUUUUCAUCACCUCGCACUAAGCGAAGCUUCACGCGUCACCCAUCCCUCAUGAAGCUAGCCAAAAGCAUUCAGGAUGACCGGCGCAAGAUUAGCUCAGCCCCCAGUAGUCCUGCUAAGACUGCCUUCAGUGAUUCAAUGAAUAACGAUUUCCCGAGCAAAAUGGCCCAACUUGCUGCCAUUUGUAAAAUUCAACUCGACCAAGAGUCGGCAACCGGAGGCAAAGCUCCACAGGCAGUUCCCUCCGUGACAAAAACAACGGUAGUGAGGCUCCAACCAGCCACUUCCAGCUCAGGGGACCCGCCUCAGGCAUGGAACCUAAAUUCAAAUGAGGAGACUGAAUCCAACCCAAAUGCGCAUGGCACCCCACUGGCACCCCAGCCCUCGGGCAGUGUAGCAUACAUCCCUGCACAAUGCUCACCCCUCAUCCCCGUCGUUUUACCUCAGAAGCAGGGGGGAGGACCCUAUGCUGUCUAUUUGCAUCCAGCUUCUCUCAGGCCCAACACUCUGGCCAGACCACAGCCGACGAGCUAUGCCGUACGCUCGAUGACCUUUGAGGAGAAGACUGGGCGGAGUCCUACAGCCCCGAUAGCCACUAAGAACCAGUCCACCUCAAAGGUGUUGGAUGGGAGCCCUCUUUCGGUGAAACGGCUGUGUUCUGAUUCAGCUGCGGAGAGCAUUCCUCCUAAAGCCAAACGGAGCAACUCAACCCUCAAGGACGCUUCCCCAAAGCAGUGCGACCUUCUUCAGGCUCGUCUGAAGAGCCGCCGCAGCUGUCAUCUCUCCAGCCGCCCAUCGCCCCGUGCCCUCCACCUGGAUCCAGAGUUCAUCAACACUCCUGGCGGCCCUGUGGCUUCUCAUUCUCUGGAACAUAGUUUGGAAACCUUCCUGAACAAGGAUGACAAAGCGGCGACCUCUGACAGUGAGGUGGGAUUAACACCCAUCAGAGCUGUACCGCUCACACCCGGAAAUCUUAACACUGAGACUUUAGUGCCAGCUGGAUAUCUGAUCCCGCUCUCCCAGUCUGUGAUCACCUACAAGGAGAAUCAGGGCUCAGCAGGAGAAAGCAACAAAGCAUCUUCUCCUGCUUAUGUUUUCCAAACACCUACUGCAGGUUCCAGACCACCAGUCCAGGAAGUGACUCCUACUAGCCUUCGUCUUCCCAAACCGGCUGCCGCCAUGUCUCCCCACUCAACCCAGCAACCCCAUCGCCUCCACAGCCCGAGCCCUGCUAUCAUCAACUUCACCCUGCAGAACCUGGGCCUCAUAUCCAGCCCCAGCCCGGGAAAUCCCUUCACCUCACCACACACCCCCGAGCGCUCCAACACACUGGGCAGCCCUUUGACUCUGCAGCAGAGAGGGAUGGUUUUCAUUAAGCCCCUGUCGCCUGUGACGGUGCAGCAGGCCCAGCAACCAAUGGCCCUAUUCAGCGUUCAACAGCCUCUCAUGGCCACCCCCAAAGGAUUGGGGCUCCCCCAGCACAACUUCUUUCACACACCCGUUCCCGUCUCCCCUCUGGCUGCUGCAGUUGUCGCACCCAGUGGACAAACGGCCCCUAAAACUGUUUACAUCCCUCAAAGGAAACUGGAUGUCAGUACCGAAGAGGCGCUGUGAUGUCCAGUGUGUGAUGGUGUGUGUGUGUGUGUGUGUCAGUGGGAGAGGGUGUGUUUUACAACCAUUUUUCUUGAUUACUUUGUUUAGCAUUUUACAGUAUUCAUUACCUGUGGACAUUUCACAGAAAACUAAAGGAAUGUAAAUGAGAUUUUAAAGCCAUUCAGCAGAUUGUCAUGUCAGUAAGCAUACCGUUUUCUUCUCAGUCUUUUAAUGAGCUUGAUUUUUUUUAAAUAUAUAUUUUUUUGAUUUCUGAAAUUGUAAUCAGAAAUCAGAUGUUUUUUUGUCUAAAAGUGUGAAUGAAACAUUGAUGUAUUUUGAUUUUCCAAGUAAUAUAAAGUAAUGAGAAGACCUUUGCACAUAUGUACAUGUUUACAAAUACCCUUUUUAAUAUGUAAUAUUUCUGUUCUAUGUAAUGUUAAUCAAACCUUUUGACCAGGUUUAAUUUAUAAAGAAAUUGCCUUCAUUUCUGAUAUCCUGCUUUAUGUAAAAUGCUAAAUCACUUUUAAAAACACGUUU
This is a messenger RNA of Doryrhamphus excisus (bluestripe pipefish), 3478 nucleotides long. It is a transcript of the gene e2f8, whose product is annotated as E2F transcription factor 8. Gene Ontology annotation, molecular function: RNA polymerase II cis-regulatory region sequence-specific DNA binding; DNA-binding transcription factor activity, RNA polymerase II-specific. The record is from RefSeq and is a predicted model, not a curated record. Lineage: Eukaryota; Metazoa; Chordata; Actinopteri; Syngnathiformes; Syngnathidae. Gene Ontology annotation, biological process: regulation of transcription by RNA polymerase II. Gene Ontology annotation, cellular component: RNA polymerase II transcription regulator complex.